Messenger RNA from Tilletiaria anomala UBC 951, 1580 nucleotides. RefSeq names its product Brix-domain-containing protein. NCBI's taxonomy places the organism in Eukaryota, Fungi, Basidiomycota, Exobasidiomycetes, Georgefischeriales, Tilletiariaceae. The transcript is spliced from 2 exons. The record is from RefSeq and is a predicted model, not a curated record. Gene Ontology annotation, cellular component: nucleolus; preribosome, large subunit precursor. Gene Ontology annotation, biological process: maturation of 5.8S rRNA; maturation of LSU-rRNA. The coding region runs from base 142 to 1509 and encodes 455 amino acids. Gene Ontology annotation, molecular function: rRNA primary transcript binding.
UUUCAAUCGCUUCCUCCUUACACAGCGAUCGUAAUGUGUUGAUUCCAAGGUAGCAUCUGGUAAAUCAAAACCGCAGUAGAAGUCAUUCAAGAAGAAAAGCAGAGUGAAAGCCCUUCAGCGCUCAGGAUCGGGCAUUCCAAGAUGGUCAAGGCGCCACGCACCAGCGCCAAAGGCGGCAACGUGACGCACGUCGGCAACAAAGCCAAGCGUCAAGAGCUCGUUCGAGCGUACAAGAAGGAAAAGAACAAGGAGAAGCUUCUGCGGAGGAAGACGCAGGCCAAGGAGGAGGUUCUGGGUGGAGAGGAAGGAGCAAGGAAGAAGGCGCAACGCUUGGCCAAGAACGUCCCCCGGACCAUCGAGAAUACAAGAGAGUUCAACCCAACCAUCCUCAACGCCCCGAAUACGCACCCCGGGCGAGGGCCCACUAAUGCUGUCGCCUCAACGUCUGCGAUGACUUUGGACAGUGGUGAUGAAGGCCGAAGCGAUGAAGAUGAGGAGGAACGACAGAGCGAGGAUGAUGAGGCGGCCAAGCAGGACGGCGCUGCCGAAGAUGCUGACGCGGAAGGUGUAGACGCGGAUGCGGACGAGUACGAUGACGCAAGUGACAUCGAAGAUGGUGCAGAAGACGUGGAAGACUCAGAUGUGGACAUGGACCCGCAUGCUCCUCCUGCCCUGCUUAUUACGACCGCGUUACCCCACAAUGCCACAUCGCCGCACCUCAACUCGCUCAAUGCGCGAUCGCAUCCUUUCGAGCGCACGCGCCAAUUCAUCAAGGAGCUCCUCAACGUCUUUCCCGGUGCCGAAUACCGUUCGCGGGCAAAAGCAAAGGGUGUCGGGCUAGGCAAGAUCGCCGGGUGGGCGCGUAAGCGCGGGUACAACGGCAUGGUCGUUAUCGGCGAGGAUGCGUCAUCCAAGUUGCCGGUCUAUCUAACAAUCAUCGGCCUGCCCAAGGGCCCAACUGCCUUCUUCCGUUUGACGUCCAUCUCAAUUGGAAAGGAGAUCUACGGCCACGCGCGACCGACGCCGCACACACCCGAGCUGAUCCUGAACAACUUCACCACCACGCUCGGCCACACCGUUGGCGGCGUCUUCCAGUCGCUCUUCCCCAAGAUCCCGCAGCUCGAAGGCCGGCAGGUGGUGACGGCGCACAACCAGAGAGACUACAUCUUCUUCCGACGGCAUCGGUACAUGUUCGCCAGCCAGGACAAAGCCAAGCUGCAGGAGAUCGGGCCGCGUUUCACGCUCAAGCUCAGAAGUCUCAAGAAGGGUCUGCCCAAAGGCGCGGGCCAGUGGGACGGCAUCGUCGACUUCGAUGGCACAGGCGAAUGUGUGGAUCCCAAGGGCGAGAAGGCAGACGAGGCAGAAGCGCUGCGCGAGAUGGAUGUUGGUGAGAGUGCGUCUGCGACAUCAAAGGUCAAGAAGGCACAACGUGGCGAUGAAGUUGUGGACGGCCUUGAAUUCGAAUGGAAGCCCAAGAUGAGCGUUUCUAGAAGGAAUUUCUAUCUCUGAUGACUUUUGUAUAUAGACUGACCCAUCCUUUAAAGCUCACUCGCAACUACACUACAAUACACCCUGUCUCG